UUUUUUUGAGGAAACAUUCUCCAUCCCUGCUCAGGAUGGAAGUUUUGAAGAUCUGUGUACUUAGAAGAAGUGCUGCCUCCUGCUUCUGGAGAAGGAAAGUUAUCCCAAAGCCACCAUUUAGAGGCAUUAGUACUACGUCUGCGAGGAGCACUGUCAUGCCCGCUUGGGUGAUAGAUAAAUAUGGAAAGAAUGAAGUCCUUCGGUUCACCCAGAACAUGUUGCUACCUAUUAUACACUAUCCAAACGAAGUCAUUAUCAAAGUGCAUGCUGCCAGUGUAAAUCCUAUAGACGUUAAUAUGAGAAGCGGCUAUGGAGCCACUGCUCUAAAUAUGAAGCGUGACCCUCUGCACAUGAGAACCAGAGGAGAAGAAUUUCCUCUGACUCUGGGUCGGGAUGUCUCUGGUGUGGUGAUGGAGUGUGGACUUGAUGUGAAGUAUUUCCAGCCUGGAGAUGAGGUCUGGGCUGCAGUUCCUCCUUGGAAACAAGGCACUCUCUCAGAAUUUGUUGUGGUCAGUGGGAACGAGGUCUCACACAAGCCCAAAUCGCUCACUCAUACUCAAGCUGCCUCGCUGCCAUACGUGGCGCUCACAGCCUGGUCUGCCAUAAACAAGGUCGGUGGCCUGAAUGACAGGAACUGCGUGGGGAAACGUGCGCUAAUCUUGGGUGCGUCAGGUGGAGUUGGUACUUUUGCGAUACAGGUAAUGAAAGUAUGGGGUGCCCAUGUGACGGCAGUUUGCUCGAAAGAUGCCAGCGAGCUUGUAAGGAAGCUCGGAGCAGACGAAGUCAUUGAUUACACGCUGGGAAGUGUGGAAGAGCAACUGAAGUCUCUAAAACUGUUUGACUUUAUCCUUGAUAAUGUUGGUGGAUCUACUGAAACAUGGGCUCUCAAUUUUCUCAAGAAGUGGUCAGGAGCCACCUAUGUGACUCUGGUGACUCCUUUCCUCCUGAACAUGGACCGACUGGGCAUUGCUGAUGGCAUGUUGCAGACCGGAGUCACCGUGGGUACAAAGGCAUUGAAGCAUCUCUGGCAAGGAGUUCAUUACAGAUGGGCCUUCUUCAUGGCCAGUGGCCCAUAUCUAGAUGAAAUUGCAGAACUGGUGGAUGCAGGAAAGAUUCGGCCAGUUAUUGAACGGACCUUUCCUUUUUCUGAAGUCCCAGAAGCCUUCCUGAAGGUGGAGAGAGGCCACGCCCGAGGAAAGACUGUGGUUAACGUAGUCUAAAUCAAUGUGUGCGUGCCAGCCAUCAGCUGCUGCUCUCUGCUUGCCGAGUGCCUCUGAUCCGGACAUCUGGCUCUCACCAGACAUUCUCCCAAGUCAGACUUUACAUUUCAUGAUCUGUAUAAAACCUAAAUCUGGGCUGGUGAGAGAGCUCACAGCUACGUUGCCCACAGUGCAGCGUGGCUACCUGAGUUUAGUUCCCGGAGCCCACAUGAGGGAGGGGGAGCUGAUUCCACAGGAUUGUUCUCUCGCCCCACCCCCACCCCCACGCCCACCCCCACCCAUGCACACACCUCCACAAUGAUAAAGAAAAUAUAUAAUGCAUGUGUGGGCACACGUGACAGGCGCACUUGUGGACAUCACAGAAAACCUUUGGUGUCAGUGCUUCUACCAUGUAGGUUCUGGGGUAGAACCUAGGUCAUUAUGUUUGGUGGCAGGUGCCUUUACUGAGUCAUCUCACUGGCCCAAUAAAAAAACAUUUUAAAAAUACAUGUUUUUAAAAAUACUUUUAAAAUUAAUUAUUUAAGUUGACAUACAGAAUAGUUUCUUUAUGGCAGUCCAUGUGUACAUUCAUGGAAUGUAGCCUUUUUUGCUAAUCAUUUGCCAAUGCUCAAUACAAAACAGUCAGCUCCUGCACUUGCCUAUAGUCAGUGGGAAGUACAGGGUGGCUUGUUUUAAUGUAUUUCUAUUUUCUGUCGUGUGUAUGGGUAUUUUGCUUAUAUAUAUAUAAGACACAUGGCAUGUCUUAUACCUGGGGAGGCCAGAGGAGGGUGUCAUGUGCCCCGGAACUAGAAUUAACAGGUGAUUGUGAGCUGCCAUGUAGGUGCUGGGAACUGAACCUGAGUCCUCGGGAAGAGCAGCCGGUGUACUUAACUGCAGAGUGUCUCCAGCCUCUGCACAGUGGUUUUGGUUUUGUAAUCUGUGAUCUGACCCAGCUGUGUAGAUUUUUGUGACGUUUUUGAGUUCAGACCCCACCAUCUUACCUAAUGUCUGUGAGAUUCUAAAAUGGGUCAGAACAUCUCCCGAGGACCUACAUGUGCAACAUACACUCGUGAUAAUAUUGGGAGGUGGCAGAACUUUAGGUAGGACCCAGUGGGAGGAAGUGGGGCGGUGCUGUUGGAGGAGAUACCAGGGCCCAGUUCUUUCCUGCUCCUAUGUCCUGAUCACCUGUAGGCAAGCCUGUGGAGUAUUUUCUUGACUGAUGAUUGAUGUGGGUGGGUCCAGCCCUCUGUGGGAGGUGCCAUCCCUGGGUAGGUAGUCAUGGGGUGUCUAAGAAACCAAACUGAGUAAGCUAAGGGGAGCAAGCCAGUCAGCAGCACUCCUCUGUGGCCUCUGCUUUGGUCCCCGCCUCCAGACUCCUUCAUUCCUUGAGUUCCUGCCCUCCACGAUGGACUGUAAUCUGUGAAGUGUAAUAAACCCUUUCCUCCUCAA
Messenger RNA from Grammomys surdaster, 2648 nucleotides. RefSeq names its product reticulon 4 interacting protein 1 (gene Rtn4ip1). The record is from RefSeq and is a predicted model, not a curated record. The coding region runs from base 36 to 1220 and encodes 394 amino acids. The transcript has 9 exons. NCBI's taxonomy places the organism in Eukaryota, Metazoa, Chordata, Mammalia, Rodentia, Muridae. Gene Ontology annotation, molecular function: zinc ion binding; oxidoreductase activity. Gene Ontology annotation, cellular component: mitochondrion.